This is a messenger RNA of Boleophthalmus pectinirostris (great blue-spotted mudskipper), 2776 nucleotides long. It is a transcript of the gene arxa, whose product is annotated as aristaless related homeobox a. The record is from RefSeq and is a predicted model, not a curated record. Lineage: Eukaryota; Metazoa; Chordata; Actinopteri; Gobiiformes; Gobiidae. The coding region runs from base 1 to 1395 and encodes 464 amino acids. Gene Ontology annotation, molecular function: RNA polymerase II transcription regulatory region sequence-specific DNA binding; DNA-binding transcription factor activity, RNA polymerase II-specific. The transcript is spliced from 5 exons. Gene Ontology annotation, biological process: regulation of transcription by RNA polymerase II.
AUGAGCGGUCAGUUUGAAGAAGACAUCCACGACCGAAGCGAGAGGAAGAACAGCAAAUCCCCCACGCUGCUCUCUUCCUACUGCAUAGACAGUAUCCUGGGCCGGCGCAGCCCCUGUAAGGUCAGGCUUAUAGGGGCACAAAGUUUGGGUUUGCCCGGGAGAGGAGAGCUGGACAAAACCUCUGACGGGCCAAUGAAAGACCCCCUCUCUCUGAGCGCAGACAUGCACCUGCCUCCUAAACUCCGGCGGCUCUACGGUCCUGGGGGGAAGUACCUACACGAGCACACUGAAAAGCUGGAGAGGGAGAGGUUACUCCUGGAACAAGCCAGCGACAACCUCAAAAUCACCCAGGCGCCACAGGUGAGCAUCAGUCGCAGCAAGUCCUACCGGGAGAACGCAUCUCUGACACGGGGAGAAGGCGACCAGAGCCCCGGUGAGGGCUCAGAGGACGGUAGUCUGGGACUGGUGGAGCUUGGCCCACUGAAGUUUGAGGAGGACACCGGUAAGGAGGAGGAGAGCUGCGGGGACGCUUCAGUCUUGUCACCGAAAGACGAAGAGAGGGAAAGCUUGAACGCCGGAGACGGAGAUGUGAGAGACGGCGAGGACAGCGUGUGCCUGUCCGCGGGCAGUGACUCGGAAGAAGGGAUGCUGAAACGGAAGCAGAGAAGAUAUAGGACUACGUUCACGAGCUAUCAGCUGGAGGAGCUGGAGAGGGCUUUCCAAAAGACGCACUACCCGGACGUUUUCACGAGAGAAGAGCUUGCAAUGCGCUUGGAUCUUACCGAGGCCCGUGUUCAAGUGUGGUUUCAGAACCGCAGGGCUAAGUGGAGGAAGCGUGAGAAGGCAGGUGUGCAGGCCCACCCCUCAGGUCUCCCCUUCCCUGGGCCUUUGGCAGCUGGACAUCCCUUGAGCCACUACCUGGAGGGCGGACCCUUCCCUCCUCACCCCCACCCCGCCUUGGAGUCUGCCUGGACGGCCGCUGCUGCUGCGGCCGCUGCCUUCCCCGGACUGGCCCCUCCGCCACAUAACGGCGCUGCUCCACCCCUCGCCACACCACUGGGCCUGGGCACGUUCUUGGGGACAGCUGCCAUGUUUCGCCAUCCUGCCUUCAUCGGCCCUACAUUUGGAAGGCUCUUCUCCAGUAUGGGCCCCCUAACCAGUGCUUCCACCGCGGCUGCUCUCCUCCGCCAGCCUGCCCCCCCUGUCGACAGCCCUCCCCACACAGGCCCGGUGCUGCCAGACCCCUCCUCUUCAUCCUCCUCCUCUUCCUCGGCUGCAGCUGACCGCCGGGCCUCCAGUAUCGCUGCUCUCCGACUCAAGGCUAAAGAACACUCGGCACAGCUCACCCAGCUCAACAUCCUGCCCCCCGGAGCCACAGGGAAGGAGGUGUGCUGAAGUCUCCACCCCAGCCUCAGCCUCCCGUCCUGGGCAUGUCCUACUCUGAGACCCCCCUGUCCCCCAAACCUGCCCUCACAUUCAUACCUCUGGAGGCUGCUUUCCCGUGAUGCUCCACUGCCCCGAUUACCUCAUGUCCCCCAACAAAAUAGCACGACCAAAUUUGAGAGAGCACUGGCUAAGUGAUGUCUGAUAAGAACACUUGUCUCAUUGAUGAACUAACUUUUGAAUAAGAAGGCUUCCUAUUUAUGUAAUUAUUUUAUCUAAUUCAAAGUGAAACAAAAGCUCCAUGCACACAGAUUGAAAUAUUUUCAGCAUUUAUGUAUUUUAGACGCAAGGUAUGUCGCAAUAGCGCAUUAUUAUAAUUUUUAUUUUUCCUUUUGCCAUUUCCUGCCUUUAUUCGAGCAUAGGACAAGGCUCCGAACUUGAACAAACUGUACACUGCCUUGGACAUUCUAAUAAAUAAAAAGUUUAACAUUAAUUAAUAAGGAUAAUUUAAUUUUUUUUAAAAUACAAUACAAAUGGAAAUCUUUCAAUCUGUAUAUAAUGGAUUUAUAUAAUUUGAAAUCAGGUUUAAAUAUAUUUUUUACUUAUUAUUAUUACUUUUUUUUACUUUUCCACCUUUUUCCAAUUAUUUGAGAGGGCCACAUUCUUUUAAAAUGUUCUUAUAAUUACAGGAAUUUGUUUUAUUGCAUACAUUUACCAAACCCUAGAUCUGAAAAAGUCAUCUCCAAAACACCAGGACUUAAAAUGGCCUAAUCUGUAUGCAUUGCUGUGGGCUGAGCCAGUCUGCUCCUAAUAAAGGCAAGUUGGAGGAGGUCCCCCAUGAACCAAAGGAAUAACUGUCCAUACCUUCCGUAGCCUUCUCUACAAGCCUCUCCUCUUGCACAUGUCCAAACAGCCAAACUCAACACACACUGUUUUCCUUCAACACUAUAUGUCUUUCCUGUACGCAUACAUAUUUCUUUAAUUUCAACAUGUGUUUUGGUUGAGACUGGCUGUAGAACAUGGAUGCAAGUAGAGAUUUGUCUCUGAUGACAUGACUGUGUGAGAAAAUGUACAUAUUGUGAAAAGAUAGAAGAAAAAAAGAUGAUUUUCAAAACAAGGUCGUGUAUAUUUAACUAGACCAUGUUUUGAUAAUUUGCACUCAAUGUAGUGUUUAAUGAAUGACGCCCUUGUCUAGAAUUACACUUGUGUUUAUGAAUUAUUAUUAGGUUUCUAGAUCAUUAUUUAUGUCUAUACUUACCCCGAAGGACUGACAGAUUUUUCUUAAGUGAUUGUAAAAUUCCUGGUUUAAUAAUUUGAAUAAAUGGACACUGCUUCAAUGACUUAAAUUUUAUCAUUUCAAAUUGCUUUAGGCCUAAACCAGGAGAAAAUGUGA